AUGAUUAUAUAAUAAUUUGAUAAAUUAUCCUUGAUACAGGAAUUUUAAACUCUGAAAGAAUAGAUAGUUACAAAGUUUAAUGAAUAUUUCUCAAAACUUGAAAAAAUAAUAGAAGAAUUCAGUUAGCCUAUUAAUGAAUCAAUAAAAGAGCAGAUUAAAUUAAUAAAUAAUUAUGAAAGCCCAAUUGAAAGAAUAUUCUAGCAAAAGGUCAUAAAUAAGGCAAAAAUACAAGAGUAUUUAAAUUAUAUUCAAAAAUGUUGUCUAAAUAAUUUUGACUAAAUGGAUAUGAGUUUGAAUUUUAUUCAAGUUGAAGAUGAAAUUAUCAAAAUCUAGAAAGAAAUUGAUAUAUUAUACAUAGAGUAAAUGUAGGAAUCUUAAAAAUAAUAAACAGGUAAUUUAGAGGAUGUUGAAUUGAACAUAAAAUUACCACAUGAAUUGAUUGAAUAUGAAGAACAUUUUAAUCCUUAAUAUAUUUGUAUAACAAGUUGCAUAAUUAAUUUUAAAAAUGAAUUCAUAACAGGAGGUUGGGAUGGAAAAAUUGUAAGAUUUGAUUUGAAUGAAAUCAAAUAAGAACUAAAGUUAUUUAAUAAUCCUGUGAAGAUUAUCAAAUAAUUAAGAAAUAAUUGUUUAUUUAUAAUUAGUGAUUAAAAUGAAUAUAAAUUUUUAGAUUAGAGUUGGAAUAUGUUAAGGGAUGCAUAAUUGGGAGAGAUGAAUAUUAUUAAUAUUGAUGAAUAUACAUAAGAAACACAUCAUGUCAUAAAAAUAAGAGUUGAUAAUGGAGAUUGUUAUAUUGGAAAUGCAAAAAAUGCUUUUUUAAAUGGAUUUAGACAUUUAAAAAUGGAAGAUAAAAUUUAAGGUAAUGUUAUUACAACUUAUUUUGAUGAUGUUAUUGUUGUUGAUUAAUUUGAUAAUUUUGGAAAUGUUUUGAUUUAUAGUGUUGACAGCAAUAAUCAUAUAUUAAGCACAAAUUAAUUUAAAAUUUCAGAAGCCUUGAUUACAAAAGCUUUAAUAUUAAAUGAUGAUCAAUUUUACUUUAGAGAUACCCAAAAUAAAUGGUAUCUCUAUGAUACCUAAUUAGAAUCAGAAUACGAUGAUUUGAUUAAUCAUAGUAACAAUUUAGUUAUGAUCAAAGAAGACAAAUUAAAGAUUAAUGAUAUGGAAUAUGCUAAUAAAUUAACAAAAAUAUUAGAUAUGUACUCAAAUGAAAAAUAUUUAAUUGUAGUUGGUUAUGGGGAAUAAAUGAGUUUUUAAAUAUUUAAAUAUAUUUGA
This is a messenger RNA of Paramecium sonneborni, 1269 nucleotides long. The record is from the annotation of a GenBank genome assembly. Lineage: Eukaryota; Ciliophora; Oligohymenophorea; Peniculida; Parameciidae.